This is a messenger RNA of Adineta steineri, 711 nucleotides long. Lineage: Eukaryota; Metazoa; Rotifera; Eurotatoria; Adinetida; Adinetidae. The record is from the annotation of a GenBank genome assembly.
AUGUGCGAUCAACCUAUACAAAUAGCUGUUAUAGGUGAUAAAGCUGUUGGAAAAACAUCUAUAGUUCGUCAAUGGUUGUACAAUGAUUAUUCUUCAACAUAUUCAGCAACACGUUUAGCAACGUAUCAUUUUACAUCAUUAUUUAAUGGUCAACGUUUAUUUCAUAUACGUAUAAUUGAUACACCACGUUUUGAUGAAUCAAAUAAUACUGAUCCACAACAAGAAUGGGUACGAAUGUAUUGCUUUCGUCGUGCACAUUUAUUUCUAUUAGUAUUUGAUACAACUCGUGAAGAAACAUUUACUUAUAUAAAAAAUAUUUAUCGUGACAUAAUUCGUGUUAGAUUAAAUUAUAAUAAUUAUUAUUCUCAACAACAAACCAAUAGUUCAUCUGAUAUAAUUAAUGAUGAUGAUGAACAGUCAAAUAUACAUAUACCUGUAAUUGUUGUUGCAAAUAAAAUUGAUUUAAUUUCAACAGAUUUACGAUUUUCAAAUUUAACAUUAAAUAAUUCACGUGAUAUACAACAGUAUGUUAAAAAAAAUUUUAAAGCAAAUACGAUUUUAUGUUCAGCUAAAUAUCAUUGGCAUUUAGUUUUAUUAUUUAAAGAAGUUUGUCAUAUGUUAGAAACAGCUGAAGAUACUGUUGCUAAACAAGCUGCACAACAAGCUCGACGACGGCUUCAACAGCAUGGCAAACAUUGUCGCGUGAUGUAA